This is a messenger RNA of Symbiodinium sp. CCMP2456, 797 nucleotides long. NCBI's taxonomy places the organism in Eukaryota, Dinophyceae, Suessiales, Symbiodiniaceae. The record is from the annotation of a GenBank genome assembly.
GCGCAACGAAUGAGCCCCCCAUGGCUGCAGCAGUGGCGCACAGCGCUGUGCAGGCCCUGCUCGAUGCCUGGGAGGCAGAAUCAGACAGCGAGGACGGCCAGGGAAAGCGGGGCACACGAAGCAAAAGGAAGCGCGGCGACCUCGCGGCUUCCACGUGGAUCCAGGAGGACGGCGAGGUGCCCUUGGACUUCAUGUCCGCCGAUGCCGCGCACUCCGUCCUCACGGUGCGGGCACCACCUUCUAAGCGCCUUCGUGGGACACAGGUGGGGGCUGCUGGCGCCGAAAACAAGAUCGACGCCUUGCGCCGAAGCGGCCUCCGCUUCGCCGCGGACGGGCGCCUGGUCGUCGAUGAUGCCGCGGAGGAGAAGGGCAAGGAUGAAGCCCCGCAGUUCACGCACGGCACCGCUUCCAAGCCCAAAGCGCUGUCUCAACUGGCAGCACAGCGCAAGGCGCGUGCUGAGGCGAAAGCCCAGGCGAGAGCAGCAAGGCGGGGUGUGCACGUGAUCAAGGGCAUGGAGUCUUACAAGCCCGGUCGCAAGAGAGCCCAGGGCGACGCCAAGCGAAAGGGUGCCAAGCUGGAGCCCUUCGCCUACGUGCGCCUGAACCCGAAGGUGACCAAGGAGAAGUUCAAGACCAAGGCAACCGAAACCUUCUCGAAGGUCAUCAAGGGAGCCAAGAAGGGAGUCCUGAAGGGAAAAAAGGCACGAGCCCGAGAUCAGAAGAUGAAGCAGGCCAAGGAGGUGAAGAAAAAGAAGCAAGCGCGCCGGCAGCAGGUGCGCAGGACGGCAGCACGCUGA